AGGAGCGGAGCAGGAGAUCUGAGAACAGUGAGAACAUGGCCAGGAGGAAACAGCGAGCACCCAGGCGAGCACCAGCUUAUGAUUCAGAGGAUGCUGAAGAAUCUGCAAUGAAAAUUGACAGCUUACUAAGAGAAGCCUCAACAACCACAAAAAACCCACUGAGUAAGAGUGACUUUAGCGAAGGGAGCCUCUUUCAAAAAACAGAGACUGAUCAGCGCGCCAUUGCUGCAGAGCUUUCCGAGACUGACAGCGAAGCUCAAAUUCAUGAGUCAAAUGAGACUGUGUGGGAUGUUAAAGGCAGCUCAGUUAAUUACAUGGAUAAAACUAUGAAAAACUGUCCUAAUGAGGGAUCUGAGAAGUCAUUGUGCGGUUCAAAUAGUCUGGAACAGAUAAAAGCCAUUUAUAAUGGUUUUCUUUCUAACUCCUAUUGGUCUUCAUUGAGUCUCAAUCCUUCUCAGUCAUGUUCAGAGAAACGAUCAGAGACUAGCAGCAGCAGCAGCAGCAGUAGCAGCCCUGGUGCUAUUUGCUAUGACUGGCACCAGUCUGCAGUUGCAAAGACUUUGCAACAGGCUUCUGAAAAACAGCUUCCACAAAGAGAGCAAAGUCUUUUCAGCACUGUUCAGCUGUACCGUCAAAGUUCUAGGGUAUAUGGGUCAGUCUUUACUGGUGCAAGCAAGUUUCAUUGCAAAAGCUGUAGUGCAGCUUAUGACACAUUAGUUGACCUUACAGUUCACAUGAAUGAGACAGGCCAUUACCGUGAUGACAACCAUGAGAUGGCUGAUAAAGGUGCCAAGAGCUGGUCCAAGCCACGCAAACGCUCUCUACUAGAACUGGAGGGUAAAGAAGACGCUCAGAAGGUGCUGUGCUGUAUGUACUGCGGACACUCUUUUGAGUCUUUGCAAGAUCUCAGUGUACACAUGAUCAAGACCAAACACUACCAAAAAGUGCCUCUGAAAGAGCAUGAAACAUCUGUUACUGCUGUGAAAGUUAUCUCCUCUUUUAGUAAGAGAGUACCUGUGGAAUUAGACAUCACUAAACCAAAGGUCACCCAGCAAAAAGGAUCAGCUGAUGGGACUCAAGUAAAUGUUUCCAAGAAUUAUGAUAUUACCAAAAAGGAUGGUGUCAUAGAUAAAAAUGUUAUAGGCAGCACCCCACAGCCGAAGAUGCAGAUUUUAAGAUGCAAGGAUUGUGGAAGUUCCUAUGAGACUUGGCAACAACUAAGCGCCCACAUCAUGCUGACAGGUCACUUUGUGAAAGGCAGCAAAACUAUUUUACAAAGUGGUGAUUCCACCUUAAAACAAAUAUACAUGCCUAGUAAAACUAAAAUAAGAGAUAACAAGGCCAAAAAAGUUACAGAAGGUUCUUCUACAUCUUCACCAACUCAACCAACUGAGUUGCCAAUUACCCCAUCAUUAAAAAAUUACUUAAAGGAAGAAAGCAAAAGUAAAAUCUUGCAGAAGGAAAUAAAGUGUAUAGAUCAUCAUGAUAGCAAUGCAGAUGAAAGAUACAACAUCUCUUCAAAAUGUGAAUACCUUACAGAGGAGGACCUAAAAGAGAGUCCAAAAGUAAACCUUGAUAUUCUCAAGUCCUUGGAGAACACAGUUACUUCUGCCAUUAAUAAUGCACAGAAGGGUACUCCCAGCUGGGGAGGAUACCAAAGCAUUCAUGCUGCGUAUCAGUUGCGGAACAACUUGAAGCAUUCUCUCCAAACCUCAGGACAUGUCUCCUCUGUCAACCAACCAAUGCACAGUACAGAAGUUCAGUCCUUAGAUGGAAGUCAUCAUGUUCCGAAUCGAGUGUCAUCUCCUGAAGACAAUCAGCCCACAAUGAAGGAAUUGGUCAAAGAAGAAACCGAAGAGGCUACUGAGGAAUCAAGAAAUGACAUUGAUCAGGAAGGUUCCCCACAAAUACAGUGCUUCGACUUCUUCUCUAUAAGUGAAGAAAGAAAAUCAUCAUCCAGUUCCCCCAAUGUAGAAAGACCAGAGAACAGAGUUUACAAGGCUGAUAGCACUGAGAACAACAUAGAUAAAGGAGAUUUUAAAAAAUGUGGUAAAAGCACGAUAAACUCUUUCUUAUCCUUCUGUGAUGAUGCUGUAAUAACUCAUCAGGACUCAAAACAACAAUUUGAGAGUCCUUUAAAUGCCCUACAGUCAGUAAUGAAUCUGCAUCUUGGUAAAGUAGCCAAACCUGUAAGGCCAGUCCAGGACCCUAUGAGUAUGCUUCUAAAGAUGAGCAACAGCAUGGCAGAAAAGUCUUCUGUGACGUCAUCUUUAAUAUCAACAUCAAAACCAGAGCUGCUAUUUCCAGAUCCCCAUCAAAUGGACAAAGACCAACCGAUAGAUUUAUCCAAAGGCAAAAGGAUUUCUUCUUUAGCCACUGCCUUUUCUCCAGAAAAAGUGUUGGCCGCUUCUUCAUCUUCUACAACCAGGACUGAUGUGAUAACUGACACAUCCGUGUGUCCUUCAGUCAGCCCUGUGCACAUGAAUGCUCUUUCAGAUAUUUCAGACAUGCUACGAAAUUUAUCAGACACUCAUGUUUCGAAAUUACCAACUCCUUCACACAAAGUAGAACAUUCAGGAAUCGAAGGUGUCCAAACUCCAAACGAGGGAGAUGAUGCAUCUUCGGGGAACAAGCGCAAGGGUCGGCAUUCACACUGGAACCCCCAACACUUACUGAUUCUACAAGCCCAGUUCACAUCUUGCCUCAGAAAAACAGCAGAUGGAAAGUAUGUCAUAACAGACUUGAGCUCCCAGGAAAGGAUGGUCAUUUCACGUGUUACAGGGCUGUCCAUGACAACCAUCAGCCACUGGCUGGCCAAUGUGAAAUAUCAGCUGAGGCGAACAGGUAGGACCAAAUUUUUGAAAAAUGUGGACUCUGGUCACCCAGUUUUCUUCUGUAAUGAAUGUGCUAUUCAAAUCCAGACUCGCUCAACAUACCUGUGUCACCUUGAGUCACAUCUUGGCUUCAAGUUGCGGGACUUGACAAAGUUUACUUGUGAAAAUCUCAACAAGAUUGCAAGGAAACCUAAGGACUUAGAAACAUCUUUCCUGCCUCGUCUUUCAACUGCUGCUGGAGCAGAACAGCUGUACCCAGUCGAAGCUCUAAAAUAUUAAUCUCAAGGUCAACAGCAGA
Trichomycterus rosablanca is the source of this 3132-nucleotide messenger RNA. It is a transcript of the gene tshz3a, whose product is annotated as teashirt zinc finger homeobox 3a. Gene Ontology annotation, biological process: regulation of transcription by RNA polymerase II. The coding region runs from base 36 to 3113 and encodes 1025 amino acids. The record is from RefSeq and is a predicted model, not a curated record. Gene Ontology annotation, molecular function: DNA-binding transcription factor activity, RNA polymerase II-specific; DNA binding. Gene Ontology annotation, cellular component: nucleus. The transcript is spliced from 2 exons. NCBI's taxonomy places the organism in Eukaryota, Metazoa, Chordata, Actinopteri, Siluriformes, Trichomycteridae.